Messenger RNA from Gryllus bimaculatus (two-spotted cricket), 1789 nucleotides. Lineage: Eukaryota; Metazoa; Arthropoda; Insecta; Orthoptera; Gryllidae. The record is from the annotation of a GenBank genome assembly.
CUCUAGAUGAAGCAAUCACCCAUUUAACUGGUUUCUUAAAAAGCAGCCUAUAGAAGAAAGAAUUUACUUCAUUAAAAUUAUUCUUCUCACUGCAACUUAUAUUUGAAAUCAAAAUAUAUCACAGAAAACUAAUCACAUUUGGCUCAUUACAUGACACAAACAUAAACACUUACACCUAAAGAUAUAAGGCAAUAUUAGGCUAAGAAUAAUUGUCUUGAGUUGUAAAAGUAACAGAACUGGUCGUUUGACUUACACAACUCUGACGAGAAUGUUUAAGACUGUGUCCACAGAAAGAAAAAACAGACACAAUACUAGAAUGUAAUUUAGAUACAGCUCUGUAAUCUAGUUCACUUUCUCUCUAACCCAGAAAGUGAAACCAGCAAUUAUUUUUCAAGUCAGUAUGAAAUAAUCAGACACUGAUAGUGAAACAAAAUGACCUAAAAAUGUUAUUUCAUAUUCUGACCAGGUUGAAUAUUGGGGCAAGUAACUUGUUUUGCUUACAAUGAAAGACCACAGCAGUUAAAAAUGCAGGGUAUCACUUUUAGAGAGUAUUAUCAUUGUAUAAAAAGACGUGUCUUAUUUAGAACUCCUGCAAUGCCUAUGCAAGCAUUACAUAGUUCACAUUUUCAUGGAUAACUGAAGAUAUUACACACAUAAUUCUUGAAGGAGCCACAGACCAUACUUUACUUACUCAGCAGGACGAAUUUAUAUUUGAGAGAAAGCAAUAUUAUUUACAAUGAAAUUCUUUGGACUCUACUAUCUUACAUACCUUUUGAUACUUCAAAUGCUAGUCUUUACAAUGGGUCGUAAGAGACAAGUUCCUCCUGAACCUACAUAUAAAGGACACUUUCAAGAUGAAGGAAAACCAAAUGAAGUAGCUGACCAAGUUGCUCAUUGGAGCCCCGAAGACAAAUUAAAUGUUUGGGAAAUGAGUGGUCUUUUUGAAGGUGAUAUCAUGAUGCCAGACAACACUGACUUUCGCAACGUAGUCCUUGAUGGGAACAAAUAUUGGCCAGAAGCAACAGUUCCAUAUUACAUUGAAAAGGAAGAUUUCACUUCUGAUGAGUUGGAAACAAUCAAGGAGGCUAUAGAUGAGUAUCAUGAGAACACUUGUAUUAAGUUUCGCCCAUAUAAAAAAGGAGAUUCAGACUAUAUAGUAGUCAGAGGAAACAGCAGUGGUUGUUGGUCUUAUGUAGGACGCUAUGGAGGAGGCCAAGUUGUAAAUUUACAAACUCCUGGAUGUGUUCAUCGUGGAAUUGUUGCUCAUGAAUUAUUACAUGCACUUGGCUUUUACCACCAGCAAAGUGCCUACAAUAGAGAUGAUUAUAUCAAAAUUCACUAUGAAAAUAUUAAAACUGGAAGAGAACAUAAUUUUAAAAAAUACAAUGCAACUACUGUAACAGAUUUUGAUAUUGGAUAUGAUUAUGAAAGCAUAAUGCAUUAUAGUGCAUAUGCUUUUUCUAAAAAUGGAGAGCCAACAAUUGAACCACUUGAUAAAAUGGCAAAAAUUGGACAAAGGAAAGGACUUAGCAAGAAAGAUAUAAAGAAGCUUGAAACUCUAUACCAUUGCAAAUCAUAUGAUGAUUACUGGGACUAUGAAUAGAAAACAAAAAGGAUAUGGUAAAAAAACAUCAUCAAUUUUUCAAAGAUAAUCUCAAUGAACUAGUUUGCGAGGUAAAACUGACACUGGAAUGAUAGGCAAAAUACAAAAAUAUUUGAAAUUGUAUUUCAGUCUUUUUGAUACAAAAAACAGAGUAAUAAAUAAAUAAAUAAUUAUAUAUUCAUAUAU